AUGAGUGUGCCGAGUUAUCUAUCCUUGCUGCAUAUUCCAGGUCUGCAGGAGCUGCGCAGAGCUGCCCAAGAUCAAGACCUGCAGUUCGUUUUGCACGCUGCAGCCCAAGGUCAAGAGCUGCAGUUCGUUCCGCGCGCUGCAGUUGCCGACUUUAGUUCCCGAAUCUAUGAGCAAAGCGCGCCGCACGGCAUCUACCUGACCGGACCCGGCGGCGUUGGAAAGUCGUCCAUUCUUUUCAUGAUUGCCGCGUCCGUCCUGGCGCGUGAGUGGGAGCGGCAGACGAGAGCCCGCCGUCGACGACCGCGCGACCACGGCGACGACGGCGACGGCGACGACAAUGCAGCCGGCACGUCUGCGACUUCCUCGAUCGUGCAGCAGCGCUCCCCGCAGCCACGUCUCGACGUUGCAGCGGAUGCGGCCGCUGUUGGCGACGCUUCAAGUCAGGGACCAUUUGCUGCAGCUGCUGAGACUGCCGCCAUUUCUGUCUAUGCUGCGCACACCAUCUCGGCAUCCGUCCUAGAAGUUACGCCACCCGUGCUUGUCUUGUACAUUGUCAAUACGGCUGAAUUGGUCGAAAUGUCGCCGGAAGAUGCUGCAACGGAGCUGCGCAGGAAAGUUGAAGCGCUCAAUGCAUCGCUGCUGGAAGCGUUUCCCAAGAUUGCUCAGAUUCUCAAAAACCUCGACAAGUCGGCGCCUGAGAGAUGGCGAGAGUUUUGCACAGCAUGCCGUGAAGCUCGUCGCGAAUUGCGCAUCCUCGACCAGUGGAACGCCCUCGUCGCGCGGGUGAACGACCCCGCGUUUCCCACGGACCACCCGAUGCGCAGCUUCUCUACCAUCGCAUCCAGCAUUGGCUUCUCGUUCUUGGUCACCGCGGUCAGCUCGUCCUUUUCGGCAGUGACCACCGCACAUGGAGUCUUUUGCGACGACGAAGUGCGUGUCUUUCGCAGCGACGAAGCCCGCAUCUGUCAGCACCAUGUCGUCCCACUCACACUGAACGAGCUGAAAGUGCUGCGCGACAUCUGGCGUUCGAGGCCGUCACCCGCUGAGGUCGAUGAUGCCACGAUCGCAGAGUUGCACGAGAUGACGGGCGGCAUUCCACGUCUGUGCGAGUACUUUGCGGAGGCGCGGGCCACAAACCCAGCUGCGGAUAUCAAUGGCACCUGGCAACAAAGCUGUCUUCACUUCUACCGUGAACGUCUUUUCAGCCUUCAGCGACAAACAUACCGGGAUCCCGAAUGUGCGAGCUGGUUUCGCGGCGACUUGGCCUCCGUGCUCCUGCGUAACGCGAAAGAACCGAUUCCAUUCAAUACCCACAGCUCCUACGAGUGGCUCAAUGCGGGGCUGAUGAUGCGUGACGCCACGGGACACCUAGUUCCAAUCAACCGUUUUAUCAACGUUGCGGCCGAACUUUUCUUCCAGCAGGAAAAGCAAUCGUUCUUGCGCAUGCUCUACUUGGAUAGAGCCACAUCCUGGCGUGCUUUGGAGCUGUUUGUUCAAACAAACCUCCGUUCCGGUGGAUUCGUGCUCACUGGCACAACGCUCCGAGGCGAGGUCCGACCUCCACUCGAGAGCAUUUCUAGGAUGAACGUCGUGACUGUCGAUGAGUCGUUCGCUCGCGAUCCUGCGGCCUUCCUUCAAGCUCGUCGCGCAGGAGAAUCGUACCCACCCGGCACACUUUUUAUUCCCGGCUGGUCGCAAUACACUGUGGUGGAUGCAGUCUUGUAUCUUCAGCUGAGGAAUCACCAGUCGCCCUGUCUGAUCUUUGUGCAAGUCAGCCAGCUAUUGUACGGCAACCACAGGUACAAGCUCCCAGAUUUGGUUCAUGAAAAGUUUGGGUGGACCUUGACAGUUCUCGACUCAUACAAGGUUCUGUGCGGUCUUACCAACGAUGCAGCCUUUGCACCGGCUGCACCAAGCUAUGACAUCGCUCAGGGCACGCUUCCACCCCGCAUCUACUACGUUUAUGUGACCGCCGAUGACUCCUUGAUGCGACCCGGUCAAGUCAACAGCAAUCACGACGUCUUGCUCAUGCGGCCGUCAAAUCUCGCACAGCUGGACUCUGAGACGUGGGCGGAAAUGACCCGCGGCUAA
Capsaspora owczarzaki ATCC 30864 is the source of this 2091-nucleotide messenger RNA. RefSeq lists its product as hypothetical. Bases 1 to 2091 code for a protein of 696 amino acids. The transcript is spliced from 2 exons. The record is from RefSeq and is a predicted model, not a curated record. Lineage: Eukaryota; Filasterea; Ministeriida; Capsasporidae.